Molecule: messenger RNA, 2928 nt
Organism: Penicillium nucicola
Lineage: Eukaryota; Fungi; Ascomycota; Eurotiomycetes; Eurotiales; Aspergillaceae
Product: glycosyltransferase
Exons: 6
Coding region: 1-2928 (975 amino acids)
Biological process (GO): carbohydrate metabolic process
Molecular function (GO): hexosyltransferase activity; UDP-glycosyltransferase activity
Source: RefSeq, a predicted model, not a curated record
AUGGCAGCUGUAGCAACAAUGAUCGCGGCAAGGCCUCCCGAGCGAAGGAUGUCCCUUGAGCGAAAGAUGUCCAUUCGCUCAGAUCGUCUGCCGAGAGAAGAUAUCAAGCGAUCCUCGGAUAAACACGACCAUGUGCGAAUUCUCCAAGAUGGACUAAAUACUGGCGCUCGUAUUCUAGGGCUGUUAAAUCACAUCCAGCACCCGGAUAUGCAUUCAGACAGGGAGGCCGAUCGGUCUUCCAGUGCAGAGCGGCCAUUAAAGGAUGAGCAUUUUCCGCUGCACUUGAACCUCGUCAUUCAGGUCAUCGGUUCUCGAGGCGAUAUUCAACCAUUUGUUGCGCUGGGGAGAGAAUUGAAAGCACAGGGUCACCGAGUCAGAUUGGCGACGCAUUUGGCUUUUCGACAGUUCGUUCUUGAUAGUGAUCUGGAGUUUUUCAAUAUUGGCGGAGACCCCGCGGAGCUGAUGGCUUUCAUGGUUAAAAAUCCAGGCCUUUUACCGGGCUUCAAGGCAAUACGCAGCGGAGAUAUUCAGAGGCGUCGACGUGAAAUGAGAGAAAUUUUCAAUGGAUGUUGGAGGUCUUGCUUUGAAAAGGGAGAUGGCACUGGUCUUCAUCAGAUCAAGAACGAUCCAUGGAGUAAAACUGCGGAUUAUCGAGAACGGCCCUUUGUGGCGGAUGCUAUUAUUGCCAACCCUCCGAGUCUAGCGCAUAUUCAUUGCGCUCAACGACUAGGCAUUCCUCUCCAUAUUAUCUUUACGAUGCCUUGGUCACCAACCCAGUCCUUUCCCCAUCCAUUGGCAAAUGUCCACAACCGGGGCUGCAAACCAACUGUCGCAAACUUUGUGUCCUAUAACAUUGUGAAUAUAAUGGUAUGGGAAGGAUUAGGCGAUCUUCUAAACACGCUUCGCAAAAACACCUUAUCACUCCAACCCUUGGAUACAAUGACUGCCCCGAGCAUUCUACAUCGACUACAUGUGCCACAUUCGUAUCUAUGGUCUCCUUCGUUACUACCUAAGCCCCCAGAUUGGGCUGAUAACAUUGAUAUAUGCGGCUUUGGCUUCCUCCUGUCAGACAGCAACUACACUCCACCAGAAGAGAUAGCCGAAUUCCUCAAAGCAGGACCCAAACCAAUCUAUAUCGGAUUUGGCUCGAUCGUAGUCGACAACCCAGCCAAGCUGACAAAGAUUAUAUUCGAAGCCGUCGAAAAGUCCGGACAGCGGGCUCUUGUCUCCAAAGGCUGGGGGAAUUUAGGCGCAGACGAAGUGCCGGACAACAUCCUGAUGAUUGGAAAUUGUCCUCACGAUUGGCUAUUCCGGCAGGUUUCCUGUGUGAUCCACCAUGGCGGUGCUGGCACCACAGCAGCAGGCCUCGCGCUAGGUCGACCGACCAUUAUCGUCCCUUUCUUUGGAGACCAGCAAUUUUGGGGAAGUAUCGUUGCGCGCGCAGGAGCUGGGCCAACACCAAUCCCACAUAAACAAUUAACCGUGCAGAAACUCUCAGACGCAAUAAAUAAAGCGCUAGAGAGCAGUACUCAAGAAAGAGCACAGGCGAUUGCGCUGAAAAUGCAGGAAGAGUCUGGCGUGCGCCAUGGAGUGGAUAGCUUUUAUCGACAUCUUGAUCCUGAGUCGUUCAGAUGCUCGAUUCUCCCGACUCAACCGGCUGCUUGGCAUCUCAAACAUUCGGACAUUAACUUGAGUGCCUUUGCAGCAACGGUUCUGGUGAAAUCAGGGAAGCUCAGCCCAGACAUGCUCGUGCUUCACCGUCCAAUGGAAUACGAUACAUUAUUGGACCCUACCGACCCGAUUACUGCCAGUGCUCAGGUACUCUUUGGAGCCAUAACCAGCUUCGUGGCUGGGCUUGCAGAUGCGCCAAGAGCGAUUGUACAGGAUGUCAUAUCUGCUGCUCGCUCGAUCCGCCAACCGCAUCAACAUUUCGAUCGUCGCGCUGCAUGCCAGUCAGCAAUUGCUUCACUGCAACCAGAACUGGAACCGGAACCGGAACCGGAUUCUCAAGAGAACAGUAUCGAAAGCGAGGAGACGCAAAUUGAAAGUGAGAGCCAGCAAUUGCAGAUUGGGACAGAGAAUCAGAACCAGAUCGAGAAUAAUGCACUGGAGGAUCGAGAAACAAGAGAAGGAGAUAGUACACAGGAUGAUAUCUCUAACCAGGGCAACGAGGAUGCCAUGAACGAGAUAUCUCGAACUCGGAGCCUGGAGCGCAAAAGGAACCUCCAGCUUGAAAAAGCCAAGACGAUGAGCAGCUCGAUGACACCCUCGAAACCACCUAAAUACACCAUCUUGCAUGAAGUUGCUGUGCACGGAAGUGUCACGUCGAAGAAGCUCGUGAAGGUCAUUUUAUGGCUGCCGACUGAUUUGUCAGUGAGCAUGGCGAGAGGCUUCCAUAACGCACCUAAACUGUAUCAUGACUCGACCGUCACCGACGUCCCUCAAGUGGUCAGUCUUCGAAGCGGGUUCAAGGCGGCAGGAAAGGUAGGAACAAUCAUGCAAUGCCAGCGCUGCGCUAGUCUGCAGCUAGAUAUUCUGAUAUUGACAUAUACACAGGAGCUCCGAGACGGAUUCUACUUCGGUAUCACAGGCAUAGGAACACAUCCGCAUCGUGGUCUUAAGCGUGAAGGUACCAAGGGGUUCUUUAAGGGUAUCGGGAAAGCAGUGGGAGGAGUUUUUCUCAAGCCGACAGCAGGGCUCUGGGGUCUAGCCGGGUAUCCUUUGAGUGGGGUGCUCAGGGAGAUCAACGACUCACUGGGUAGACAUCAGAAAUGCAUGAUUGUCAUGGGGCGAAUUGCACAGGGACUUGAAGAGGUACGGGAGUCCACGCCUCAGGAAAGGGCAGAGAUAUCCAGGGAGUGGACUGCUAUUGAACACGGCUUGCAUAAGUCGAAUAAGCGACAUGUUCGCUCGCAUGUAACCGUGUGA